Moesziomyces aphidis is the source of this 567-nucleotide messenger RNA. The record is from the annotation of a GenBank genome assembly. Lineage: Eukaryota; Fungi; Basidiomycota; Ustilaginomycetes; Ustilaginales; Ustilaginaceae.
AUGUCUGCAUUUUCGCGCUUUAUUGCGGCCACAUCAUCCACGUUUCCGCGCCAAUGUCUUACGGGUGGAGUCCUCUUCGCGACUGGCGAUACCAUUGCGCAACAGCUGGUUGAAAAACGUCGAUCGCACGACUUUCCUCGCACCUUGCGUCUGGCUCUCUACGGUGGCUGCGUCUUUAGCCCUCUCGCCUCGCUAUGGUUCGGUAAAGUUCUAGAACGCGUCCAAUUCGCCUCGAAACCCGCCAAUAUUGCUGCCAAAGUCGCGCUGGAUCAAGGUCUAGCCUCCCCCGCCUUCAUCGCCCUCUUCUUCGGUACUACAACACUGAUGAAUGGUGGCACCCCGCAAGAGGCCAAGAAGAAGAUCCAGGAUAAUUGGUGGCCUACCCUUAAAACAGCUUGGGGCCUUUGGAUCCCCGUACAAACCCUCAACAUGGCUCUUGUACCCCCAAUGCAGAGACUGCUGUUCGUAAACGUCGUCAGCAUUGCUUGGAACACUUUCCUCAGCAUCAAAAGUGGCGCACAACAACCAAGCGAACAAACCGAACUCACCCAGAUCAGACUAGACUAG